GAAUGACGGAACACCUUUCAGAACACAUUUUUCUGCAACCACGUCUUCACGGAAGGUAAGAUUUCUUCAUGUAAGACGUUUAAAUUUUUUUCAAUGCUGCACAUUUACUAAGUGAUUCCGAAUUGUUCAGCAUCUGUUGCAAGGUCACUUAGCACUCAAAACCGAAUUAAGACAAAAUAUCGUAUACAAAUGACUGAUAAACAUUUGAGCAACCUAAUGAGAAAAGUAGAUAAAGAACGUUUCCCAUAUGAUGAUGCAGCAAAAAUAUUCAAUGCUUUAAAAAUUAGAAGAUGUUAAAAAUGUAUUAUAAUUAAAGAAAUAUUUCUUUUCCAAGUCUAUUCGUGUUUUUUUAAUUUUUAGAAAUCUCACUUAACUUUUUGAGAUCUCACCCUGUUUUUGAGAAAGGGUGAGAAAUUCUCUCUCAUUUUUUUUCUGUAAAGAAAACAUUGGUAGGUUUGAUAUCUAAAUAUGAUCAAGAAGAUAUUUUUGAGUUAUGGGAGAGAAUAAAGCAAAAAAAAAAAAAAAAAAAUAAAAAAAAAAGUAAGAAAAAAAGGAGAAAAAAAAGAGGCAGUCAAAAAGACUGAUUGAAGAUGAAAGUGAAGUUGGUGUAUAAAAAUAAAUUGAAAAAUCUUAUCAAGUAUUAAAAGAAAAAAUGAACUUAUACUGUCAGAGUAUCUUAAAUCUUUGUAAAUAAAUUUAUAUAAAGUCGUAUAAAAAUUAUUAGUUACAUUUUUUUACUGAUAUUUCAAAAUUUCAUUAGAUACUUCGCUAUCUUGUAUGCAGUCAUUAAUUUUUCCCGCUAUUGCAAAUGCACGGGCGACUGCGUAACAGUCAACUUUGACAUAUUUGAGGUAAACCUUUUGAAACAUAAAGAUUGGUUCUUCAUACGUGAAAGUAUGAACAUUUUAAAAUAAGGAUUGUCUAUUUUCAGUUUUAUAAUGAUUAUAUUCUUUUUAUUUUUAUUUUAUUUACUUAUAUUUUAUUGAAAUACUUUUAUUUCUAGGAGAGAAAAACUUUGCGAUAAAUAAUCAGGAAACGAGUGACUGAUGAAGACAACAGAAAUCAUUUAACAUAAAAAAUUAAAAUGGGAAAUAAUAAUGCACACAGAAAUGAAAAAAAAGAAGAAAAAAUGUUCAAUAUUUCGAAAGAAAAAAAGUUCAAAAUUUGUGUGAUAGGAGAACCAUUGGUGGGAAAAACAGGUAUAUUGGAAGUAUGUCGAACUGGAAGUUUAGCAGCAUGCAAUAGGAGAACCGGGCUCGAUAUCGAAGGAUAUAGAAUUAUAGUUAACAUCUUCAACGAAACAUUUGUUAUUUAUAAUGUUCCUGGUCAAUGGACGCUUCGAUAUCUUGUGCCCGGGAACGUUAAACAGUCACACGGUGUUCUUUUACUGUAUAAUGUUGCAAAUGUGUUAACGUUUCUAGAACUCUCCAAAUGGAUUAAGGAUGUGAGAGAGUGGAAUCCACAAAUCAUUAUAUUUAUAAUUGGAGUUCAAUGCGAUCUCUUAAUUGAAAAAGAAGUAUCAUGCGAAACUGGUAAAAAAUUUGCAAGAAGUCAAAAUCUGGAGUUUUUCGAAUGCAACAUCAGGACUGGUGAAAAUGUAAACGAAGUUUUUGAACACAUGGCUUUGAGAAUACUUCAAAAAGAAGGAUUAAUACCACCUGAUAAAAUUGAAAUCGAAGGAAAGUCUCUCGAAUGGAAAGGAACCAAUGAGGUGCCUGUCACUUCUGUUACUGAAAAAGAAUUACUAAAUGGCUGUUUUACUGAAACAGAAAUUAUUAAUUAUAAGCCAAAAGAUAUCAGUUAUCUAGAAGAUAGCAAUUUACAAAAUGGAUCUAAAGGUGAAAGCGUUUUAAUGAAAAAAGACAGUACUCAAUCUUGUCCAUCAACCAGUAAAAUAAAAACUUCAGAGUUUAAUGAAAAUUGCGAUCCUCCUGAUAAUAAAAAUGGUGUUGUACAACCAAAAGCAGUGAAGUCAGUGAUUUCAGAAGAAGAGAUGCAACAAGAAGGAAAGUGUCUAGAAAUGAUUAAUUAUAAGCCAAAAGAUACAAGUUAUCUAGAAGAUAGCAAUUUACAAAAUGGAUCGAAAGGUGAAAGCGUUUUAAUGAAAAAAGACAGUACUCAAUCUUGUCCAUCAACCAGUGAAAUAAAAACUUCAGAGUUAAAUGAAAAUUGCGAUCCUCCUGAUAAUAAAAAUUCAGUUGUACUACCAAAAGCAGAGAAGUCAGUGAUUUCAGAAGAAGAGAUGCAACAAGUAGGAAAGUGUCUAGAAAUGAUUAAUUAUAGGCCAAAAGAUACAAGUUAUCUAGAAGAUAGCAAUUUACAAAAUGGGUCGAAAGGCGAAAGCGUUUUAAUGAAAAAAGACAGUACUCAAUCUUGUCCAUCAACCAGUGAAAUAAAAACUUCAGAGUUUAAUGAAAAUUGCGAUCCUCCUGAUAAUAAAAAUGGUGUUGUACAACCAAAAGCAGUGAAGUCAGUGAUUUCAGAAGAAGAGAUGCAACAAGAAGGAAAGUGUCCAGCGUGGUUUGCUUGAACAGUAACUGUUUAAUAUUUCAGCUUCUUCGACUUUAUGAAGUUUUUUAUUAUUCUGGCUCAGUAGGAUCUCGAUAAUAUGUCUUCCUAUCAAGCAGCAAAAUGAACAUUUCAAAGCUAACCAUAAGUUGAAAUGCUUUGAAUGAUAAAAAUGACGUAGUACUACCGAAUUCAAAAUAAUCAAAGCUUUUCUAAGAGAAAAAAAUAUUAAGCU
Molecule: messenger RNA, 2743 nt
Organism: Parasteatoda tepidariorum (common house spider)
Lineage: Eukaryota; Metazoa; Arthropoda; Arachnida; Araneae; Theridiidae
Source: RefSeq, a predicted model, not a curated record